Messenger RNA from Nilaparvata lugens (brown planthopper), 1238 nucleotides. RefSeq names its product cytochrome b5 domain-containing protein 1. The record is from RefSeq and is a predicted model, not a curated record. NCBI's taxonomy places the organism in Eukaryota, Metazoa, Arthropoda, Insecta, Hemiptera, Delphacidae. The transcript is spliced from 3 exons. The coding region runs from base 250 to 1008 and encodes 252 amino acids.
UAAUAUUCAUCUGAUGCUAACUUUAUAGCUUUGACAAGCAGCUGUUAAUCAAUUACUCAAAUUUCCUAUUAGUGAAAUCUUCUCUAUGCAAUUUCAAUUUUUAAACAACCUAACCUAACCUUCGAACCUAUCUGCAAACAAAAUACUUUAGUAGUCCUGAAAACCAAUUUCUAGUUCAAUAUUGCCCAGUAUAUCAAAAAUAAUAUACUGAAACAUAAGGGGUUCAUUAGUAGUAUAUUAAAUAGAAAAAUGUCUGGAGAAAUUAAAAACCCUCCCAAAACCAUCAGUCCAUUUUUGAAAUACAUAGAAACACCCUCCUUACAGGACCUAAGAACUAAAGUGGUGGAAAACAAGAAACUGCCCUUUGUGAUGGUGAGAGACGUUGUGCUACAUAACAAACCUGACGACUGUUGGGUGAUUAUAUUUGGACUGGUUCGGGAUUUAACGCCUUUGAUUGAGGAAUACCAGAAUUCACCAGAGGGGAAAGACAUGGUAAAACCAAUUCUGGCUUUCGCUGGAAAGGAUAUAAGUCACUGGUUUGAUGCACGGACUGGAGAUAUGAAACGCCAUGUGCACCCAAUAACAGGUGCACUCGUACAGUGGACACCCCACGGCCGCAUCCCACACGUUGGCAUUGAGACAGCGGGCACUGACUGGACGCCACCGCCCCGCCUGCCCUGGUGGAUGGACAGCCGCUACGUUGUUGCCCGACUCACCGCCCAAGAGCGACAGAUUCGCAUACUCAACAUGCUGACUGGCCUGGAGGCGCAGUUGUGUGUAUGCGCAGAAGACACUAUCAACCAGAUCCAAGAGCGUUAUUUGCAGUUCAACGCGCAUGCGCAUAGCUAUCUGUGGACCUAUGAUAGACGACCAUUGCAAAUGGACAAAACCCUUCAAGGCAACCGGAUCUAUGAUGAGAGACAAACUUUCGAAGACCUUGAAAUGCCGGCAACCUUCUAUGUGCCAUGUCUUAUGCUAUACUUCAAGGAUGACUUGUCUCAAAUGUGACUUGAAUAAAGUGUGGAGUGCUGCUUGAAUGAAGUGUGGAGUGUAACUUGAAUGAAGAUUAGUAUGAAUUUAAGUAAAGAAAUUCGAGUGAAUUUUCAAAAUGUGAUGUCAUGAAAUAUAACAAAAUCAUUGAUUACUGUCUAUUAAUUUUUAUUGGUCUAAGAUUCAAGUCGACGGUUUUGUAUUUCUGUUUAUGUUUUCAUGUUUAUAUGUUUAUGUUUAUAUAUUUA